Messenger RNA from Dovyalis caffra, 1242 nucleotides. NCBI's taxonomy places the organism in Eukaryota, Viridiplantae, Streptophyta, Magnoliopsida, Malpighiales, Salicaceae. The record is from the annotation of a GenBank genome assembly.
AUGUCCUCGGAGCUUGAAGAACUAGUGGGCUUUCUAACCUCUCCUUCCCCACCAGUGAAGAAAGCAGCCGUUGAAAUUGUUCGAGACUUAACGGGAUCCGAGGAUGGGUUAUUGUCUCUUUCCAAGUAUGCCAGUACUGUGCUUCCUUCAUUGUCUCAGCUACUUAAAGAAAAAAAGGAGGUUUCCGAACCUGCAGCAGAAGCUCUUAUAAAUCUUUCACUCAACUCGAAUUUAGCUGCAAAGAUGGUUGAGACGGGGGUGAUUAAAACAGCAAUGGAUAUGUUGUAUAAACCAGAUAGUAGCAUUACGCGGUUGUUGGUAAUGCUACUAGUUAACCUUACUCAAUUGGAUUCUGGUAUUGCUUCCUUGCUUCAGAUUGAAGAUGAGAAGAUGCAAGGACUGUUCGUUAUGAAGCUGGUGAGAUCAUUUUGUAGAUCCUCAGACGAAACCAGAGAUGAUCCAUUUGAUCAUGUUGGUUCAAUUCUUGUGAACAUUUCAAAGAAAGAAGCUGGAAGGAAGAUGUUACUAGACUCUAAGAGAGGGUUACUGAAGCAGAUUCUCCAACAAUUUGAUUCAACAAAUCCGUUACGGAAGAAAGGGGUUUCAGGAACACUCCGCAACUGUUGUUUUGAAGCUGAGAAUCAACUUCAGAAUUUGCUUUUGAUAUCUGAGUUUCUUUGGCCAGCUCUGCUUCUUCCUGUUGCUGGUAAAAAGAUAUAUAGUGAACAAGACACAUCAAAAAUGCCUCUUGAGCUUGGUAGUGCACUCUCCAUUGAGCGCGAACAGUGGGAUGAUCCUGAAAUACGUGUUGAAGCAUUGGAAUCUAUUUACUUGAUCAUAGUACAGGAGGCAGGUCUAAGAGCCUUUUGGUCUGUGAAUGGACCACGUAUAUUACAAGUCGGGUACGAAGAUGAGGAAGAUCCUAAAGUAAUGGAAGCAUAUGAACGAGUUGGCUCGUUGGUACGUCAAUUCUUGUUAGUGCUUUUUUCACUGCAGUGUUUUCUUCUAUUUGUAUGUUUCGCACCUUAUUCUGACUAUUCAUUUUACAGCUUGUUCAUGGCAGUGGGGCAGAGGAACCCUCCAGUGAGACAUCAAAAUGAUAGUUCGUUUAUGUAUGAUCCAAAUCAAACUGAUUGUUUCUGCCAUCUGCCAGAGGACUGGAAAAUGUUACUGUUAAAUUCAUUGAACUCAAGCCAUUUUUGGUGUUGUGGUGUCCAGGAUAAUACACUUGUAGUCUGUUAG